CAAGAACUUCUGAAAGAAUUUGUGACAAUGUGCAGUCUUAAGUGCUGCAGUCUCAGAGCCCUUUUUCUAUUGCUGCUCUAUAGGUCAAUGGAAAUUCCUGAAGCUGAAGGAAAAAGUGAAAUUCUACCUCCAACAAUACAAAAAAUAAUAAAAGGGUACAACAAGUAUCUACGUCCAUUUUUUGAUAAUGGUCCUGUGUCAGUUGGAAUGAGUAUGGAUAUUGCAAGCAUUGAUACAAUAUCAGAAAUAAAUAUGGACUACACAGCUACCAUAUUUCUCAGGCAGCGAUGGACUGAUGAGAGGCUUUGUUUCGAUGGUAAUAAGAGUUUGAGCUUAGAUGGUCGACUUGUGGAAAUGCUUUGGGUGCCAGAUACCUUCAUAGUUGAUUCAAAAAAGUCUUUUCUUCAUGAUGUCACUGUUGAGAAUCGUCUCAUAAGGAUAUACCCUAAUGGAACAGUGUUGUAUGCUAUAAGGAUCACCACAACUGUUUCAUGCAGCAUGGAUCUGACUAAAUAUCCAAUGGAUAAGCAGACAUGUACUUUGCAACUGGAGAGCUGGGGUUAUAACAUCAAUGAUGUCAUGUUUUACUGGACCAGAGGAAAUGAUUCAGUUCGAGGUUUGGACACACUCCAGCUGGCACAGUACACAGUAGAAGACCACUUUACCUCUGUAACUGAAGCUGUGUACGAGACAGGACGUUACCCAAAACUUGUGUUUCACUUUGAACUCAAGAGAAACAUAUUGUAUUUCAUAUUAGAGACAUAUGUGCCAUCCAUCCUUCUGGUUGUGCUCUCCUGGGUGUCAUUUUGGAUAAGCCAGUCAUCGGUUCCAGCCAGAAUCUGCAUAGGUGUCACCACAGUCCUUACGAUGACAACACUGAUGAUGGGAGCCAGGACUUCACUCCCAAAUGCUAAUUGCUUUAUUAAGGCAAUUGAUGUGUACCUUGGUAUCUGCUUCAGCUUCAUCUUUGGAGCAUUGUUAGAGUAUGCUGUGACUCAUUUCUGCACUCUGCACCAACUCAGCUCAAAGGAACUUCCAAAGAUUAUUGAUGAUGAUGAUGAUGAAGAAGAGAAGAAUGGAGUCCUGGCAGCAGUGACAAACAGUUGCAGUGCCCCUGACAAUACGAACAAGACCGAUUCAAACAAAAGCAAACAAACCAGCACUGACAGAAAAAGGGAGAGAAGUCAACACAGUGUGUGCAGUUCAGCGAUGUCGGUAAUGAAAAGACUUUUCUGUAUCUUUGACUGCUUCCAUGUUAAAAAUCCUUACCACAUAGACAACUAUGCCAGAUUCUCUUUUCCAUUAUCAUUCAUCAUAAUUAAUGUGCUUUAUUGGGUGUAUUAUUUGUAUUUAUAA
This is a messenger RNA of Pyrgilauda ruficollis (rufous-necked snowfinch), 1356 nucleotides long. RefSeq names its product gamma-aminobutyric acid receptor subunit pi-like. The transcript is spliced from 9 exons. Lineage: Eukaryota; Metazoa; Chordata; Aves; Passeriformes; Passeridae. Gene Ontology annotation, biological process: regulation of membrane potential; monoatomic ion transmembrane transport; signal transduction. Gene Ontology annotation, molecular function: extracellular ligand-gated monoatomic ion channel activity; GABA-A receptor activity; neurotransmitter receptor activity. The coding region runs from base 28 to 1356 and encodes 442 amino acids. Gene Ontology annotation, cellular component: membrane; GABA-A receptor complex; synapse. The record is from RefSeq and is a predicted model, not a curated record.